ACUCAUUCUAAAAACAAAAUUUUGCAAGUUAACAACGUAUAAAAAGCAAGAGAACGAAAACAAAUAAAAUAAAUAAUAAUUAUAAACAAUUAGAAACAUUUACAGAAAUAAUUAAAAGCAAAUCAACAAAUUAAAAACAAAUAUUUAUUAAAUAGAGUGAUUUUGAAACGGUAAAUAAUAAAAAAAUUGUGAAAUUUAACUAGAGAAGUAAAGAAAGAAAAAAGCAAAGCAAAAAGACAAAACCAAACACGAACAGACAAGAGAAAGCUUCUUGUUUAUUUUUUUACACAAUUUGUUUUUAGUUUAUAUUGUUUUGCGAAAAAAAAAAAAUGGAAAAUUUAGAAGAAUCUGCAGAAGUAAUAACAACCACUACACCAGAUUUGGUAGAAGAGGUAAUAGCCACAUUGGAUUCAGGGCCACCUCUUCUUGCUGCCACAACAGACUCUGACGAACUCGAUGAUUCCGUGCAAAUAAUAGAAACUCCUAUAGAAGUAUUAGAUUUAACCUCACCACAGCCCUCAACAUCCACCACUACGACCUGCUCCAGCGGUGCGGGCGCUGUAGGAGCAGCUGCAAGUGCAGUGAAAAGAAAUUUAGAAGAAACCUUGAAAAAAGAAGCCAAUAACACGGAUUUGACGUGCACUUUAGAUCAGCAACCCUCAACCUCUAAUACAGCUGCUUCCACAGCUAGCAGCAGCAACACUACGAAUCUCUUGGAAUGUCCUAUUUGUUUACAAACUUGCAUACAUCCAGCUCGUUUGCCCUGUGGUCAUAUAUUUUGUUUCCUUUGCGUAAAAGGUGUAGCUUAUAAAAAUCGUCGUUGUGCCAUGUGUAGACGUGAAAUACCUCCGGAAUUUCUAGAUCAUCCACAACUAGUUAAUGGCAUAGAAGAUAUUUGCACAACAAAAGCCACAGAUGAUGGUUAUCAAUGGUUUUAUGAAGGACGUAAUGGUUGGUGGCAAUAUGAUGAUCGUACUAGCCAAGAUCUGGAAGAGGCCUAAAAAGGUGAACGUUCUUGCACUAUUCUGGUAGCUGGUUAUGUUUAUAUUGUUGAUUUUGAUGCCAUGAUACAACAGCGACAAAAUGAACCGGCUCGUUGUCGUCGUGUUAAACGUGAUUUAGCAACAAUACCCAAAAAAGGUGUAGCUGGUCUACGCAUUGAGGGUAAUACGGUAACAACUGAUUCCAAUUUUGCUGCCCAAGUCUAUCAGAGUCGACAGAAUAGAUAUCGUAGUGGCGAAUUGCUACAUGAGGCAGACUUGGAAAAUCCCGACAAUCCCAUAUUACGUACACACGGCUCCAACGAUCCAGCUUCACCCAAUGCUCAGGGACGUUUGCGUUUACCCUAUGGUGGUUUGGGAGGUUAUGUCAUUGAACUUGGUAAUCCCAGUGAGUUUGUAUCGACAGCUGCUGCCACAGAUGCUGCCCUACGUAUAGCCAGUGAUAUAAUUGGAUCAACACUCGCCCAUGCUGAUGAACUAACACGUUCGAACAGUAAUAAUACGCCCUCCACUUCAGCCAAUGCCUAUCAAAAUCAUCUUCAUCAUACACUAAACCAGCCAGAAACUUCUUUAAAUUCAUCCAAUAGUGAGGCUAAUGUAAAUGAUUUAGCACAUCUUAACACUUAUUCAAAUGCAAUACCUGUCACGGCGAACAGCAAUACAGCUGCUAAUGGUUUAAAUUUAUUAUCAAGCAAUAGUACUAAUGGUGGUGGUGUAAAUAUUUCACGUGAAAGAGGUAGCCGUGAAUUACUGGGAGCUGCUGAAGACUUACUGGGCGCUACACAACGUGUUAUAGCUACCGCUGAUCAGCCCACUAUAGAUUUAUUUGAACAAACUUUAAAUGAUUUUCAUGCUUUAACUUUACGCAAUAUACACGAUUCUAGUGAUGAUGAUAAUGAUGCUGAACAGCAGCAGCAGCAGCAACAAACACAUUCUACUCCUACUGGCCAAAGGUCUUCUUCACAUUCAUAUAAUCAGGAUAAUCCCUAAAUCUAAAUGCAAUUCGUACUUAAAAGCGAACUAAAAUAAAUUAGCCCCUUCCCUCCCAAUCUCAUCUCAUCAUCCUAUAAAUAAUAUUUAACUAUAACUACAAUAAUAUUAUAAAAAUUAAUUAAAAAGAAAAAAAGUAUAAAACAGCAAAGUAUUCCUUACAACUAAUAAACAAAAUAAAACAAUAAUUAUAGAAAAUAUAUUAAACAAAAUAAUAUUUUUGUGCAAAAUAAGCAAAACUUAGAGACAACAUUAAAGUAAUAAUAAAAGACCAGAGGUUCCUUGCUAUAAAAAAAUACAAAAAAAAAAAAUUAAAACAUAAAAAAAUACAUCAAAACUAUAUACUACCGAGUUUAGAAAUUACAUGUUACAACAGAUUACAUUAUAAAAAAAAAUAUAUAUAAAAAUACUUACAGUAUAAAAAAUGCUCUUUUUAGAAAU
This is a messenger RNA of Lucilia sericata (common green bottle fly), 2432 nucleotides long. RefSeq names its product E3 ubiquitin-protein ligase rnf146 (gene Rnf146). Gene Ontology annotation, molecular function: zinc ion binding; ubiquitin protein ligase activity; poly-ADP-D-ribose binding. Gene Ontology annotation, cellular component: nucleus; cytoplasm. The record is from RefSeq and is a predicted model, not a curated record. Gene Ontology annotation, biological process: Wnt signaling pathway; ubiquitin-dependent protein catabolic process. NCBI's taxonomy places the organism in Eukaryota, Metazoa, Arthropoda, Insecta, Diptera, Calliphoridae.